ACGAACUUGGCAGUUUUGUUUUCUGUCUCACUCUCACUCACAUACUGACGCCCAGCUCUCUCCGACUAAAACCCUCGCUUUGCCCGGACGGCCACGGCGACGGCGACGGCGACGAAGAAGAAGUAGAAGAAACCGGAAAUGGAAGACGACGAUCAGCAGAAGACUCUGGAUCUAGUCAAGGAGCUAGUUCAUCGUCUCCUCUCCCACAAUCCCACUGCACCAAACAACGCCGCCCAAAACCCUAACCCUACCGAUCUCAACAACUCCUUUCGAUACGCCGUUCGCAUUCUGUCCAGCAAGCUCACACCUUCCAUUGCCCCUGAUGCCGACGCCAUCGCGGAGUCAAUCAAGCGCCGCCUCGCCACUCAGGGUAAGUCCUCCAAAGCACUCUCCUUCGCCGAUCUCUACAACAAGUUCGCCUCCAAGACUGGGGCCGGCAGCAUCAACAACAAGUGGGCGGUUCUUUAUUUGCUCAAAAUUGUAUCCGAGGACAGGAAAGUCUCCCAGGCCUCGCAGAAUUCCGCCCUUCUUUUGCCCAAUUUGACUCUGGAUGACCGUGAAAUUGGCGGAGAUUCACGCAAUUCGAGGAGAGGGGAUAAGGGUUGGGAGAAUGGAGUUUUGGUGGUGGCCAAAGACCCUGAAAAUUUGCGUGAGAUUGCGUUUAGGGAGUUUGUGAAUUUGAUCAAGGAGGAGAAUGAGGUUUCCGAGGAGGUCCUGGUGAGGGAUGUUUUGUAUGCUUGCCAAGGGAUUGACGGUAAGUAUGUGAAAUUUGAUGCAGAUCUCGAUGGUUAUGUGUUGCCAGAGAAUUUCAAAGUCCCCAGGUCUACUAGAACUAUGGUAAGGAAGCUCUGUGAGUUAGGGUGGUUAUUCAGAAAAGUUAGAGGGUACAUCACUGACAGUUUGGAUUCGUUUCCUACCGCAGAAGUAGGAACAGUAGGCCAAGCAUUAUGUGCUGCAUUGCAAGAUGAACUCUCUGAGUACUACAAGUUGUUAGCUGUGCUCGAGACACAGACAAUGAAUCCUAUUCCACUGGUUUCCAGGUCAGCUGCUUCGGGGAAUUAUCUAUCUUUGAGGAGGUUAUCAGUGUGGUUUGUGGAGCCGAUGGUGAAAAUGAGGUUAAUGGCUGUUCUGGUUGAUACGUGCAAAGCCUUGAAAGGUGGUGCCAUGGCUGGUUCUAUACAUUUGCAUGCUCAGCAUGGUGAUCCUCUUGUCCACGAAUUCAUGAAAAGCUUGCUCCGAAGGGUAUGUUCUCCCCUUUUCGAAAUGGUUAGGCGGUGGGUUUUGGAAGGAGAACUUGAAGAUAUUUUUUCAGAGUUCUUUAUUGUGAGCGAGACAAAGGAACUAGAAUCUAAUGUGAGCCAAAAGGCAAAAGAGUCUCUUUGGAGGGAAGGUUACAGGCUUCAUUCCAUGAUGCUUCCUUCUUUUAUUUCUCAGCCCCUAGCUCAGAGGAUUUUGAGGACUGGGAAAUCUAUAAACUUUCUGCGUGUGUGCUGCGAUGAUCGGGGAUGGGCUGAUGCUGCCACAGAGGCUGCCGCUGCAGCAGGGACAAGUACUAGAAGGGGAAGUCUUGGAUAUGGGGAAACUGAUGCACUUGAAAAUCUGGUGGCUGAAGCAGCAAAGAGAAUUGAUAAACAUCUGUUGGACGUUAUGUACUCAAGGUAUAAGUUCAAAGAACACUGUCUUGCAAUCAAGCGUUAUUUACUGCUUGGCCAAGGUGACUUUGUUCAAUAUCUAAUGGAUAGUAUAGGAGAAGAGCUUUCUGAACCUGCUAAUACCAUCAGUUCAUUUAAGUUGGCUGGCUUUUUGGAAAGUGCAAUCCGAUCAUCUAAUGCUCAAUAUGAUGACAGAGACAUUUUAGAUAGGGUGAGGGUGAACAUGAUGGUUCAAAGCACUGGCGACAGGGGAUGGGAUGUAUUUUCACUGGAAUAUGAUGCUAGUGUUCCAUUGAACACAGUGUUCACUGAAUCUGUAAUGGCCGAGUAUCGAAGAAUUUUUAAUUUCCUCUGGAAGCUGAGGCGAGUUGAGCAUGCACUUAUUGGUGCUUGGAAAACGAUGAAACCAAACUGCAUUACCUCCAAUUCCUUUGUUAAGCUGCAGGGUGCAGUUAAAUCACAGUUACUUGUGACAUUGAGGCAGUGCCAGGUAUUGUGGAAUGAGAUGAACCAUUUUGUCACAAACUUACAGUAUUACAUUAUGUUUGAGGUACUGGAGGUAUCAUGGUCAAAUUUUUCAGACGAGAUGGAAGCUGCAAAGGAUCUCGAUGAUCUUCUUGCAGCUCAUGAGAAGUACCUUAAUUCGAUUGUAGAGAAAUCUCUUCUUGGUGAACGGUCUCGGCCCCUUUACAAGUCACUUUUUGUUUUAUUUGACCUCAUAUUACGUUAUAGAGGUCAGGUCGAUCGAUUAUACAAAGGCAUCUAUGAGCUGCAAGCAAGAAAUGCUGUGUCUUUACCUUCCAAAGACAAGAGAAAGUCAUCAAAACAGACUGCAAAAAAACCAUCCGAGCCUCCUGGGUCAUGGAUCGGUGAAGGAAGGAAGGCCCUAACACAACGUGCCGGAGAGUUUCUUCAAAAUAUGGGGAAAGAGUUGGGCGCCAUCGCAAAAGAAUAUACAUUACUACUGGAAGUUUUCUUAUCCGAGUUGCCUGUCCAGCAGCACAUUGAUUUGAAAUUCCUUCUUUUCCGGCUUGACUUUACUGAGUUUUAUAGCCAACUGCAUCCCACUAAAUGAUGUUAAGUUGCUGGCACUUUAGAGUUCCCACCGCAACCAUAGUUACCGGAAAGAAAUGGCCAGCGCUUUCCAAUAAGGCUGAUUGCUCAAACCCAUACCGCUGAAGAAGUUUGCUGUUUCUCUCGCUGACAACAAGUGGGCCUUUUUUAUCUAGGUACUGGAGCUUGACAACCCCUCAAAGCUGCUCGCUUGAUUUACUAUCUCACUUUUAGUCUUCUGGUCAGAGAUCUGAUGAUGUUUUUUGUUUGAUCAAUUGCAGAUGGUGUGUUCUACUUUGUGAGGAUUUUCAUGAAAGUUUGGGAUCGUGGAAGAAGGUACUUUGUGCCUUUAAUUGAUUUGUUGUUAGAAGUAGUGGUAACUGGUUCAGUGUGAUGCCUCACCCUUGUAGAAAAAACUGGUUCUGUGAUUGUUUGAGCGGUGAUUUCCUUCCUAUUUUGGGAUGCAGUAGCCUUGUUGUUUUGUGUUCUAUAGUCUUGCAGUUACGAAAUGAUACCAGUAUGGUGGUAUACUGUUUUUGCUUUCACUUCCACUAUUUCACUAUCCAACUCUACAAUUCAACAGUACAAUUGUGUUUCGAUAUCAGGUCUGCAAAGAUUACCUGGCUCUUGCUGUUUGUUUGGAAGAUUGCAGUGAGUUGUGGUUUAUUUUUGUAACAGUAAAUGUUAGUAGUUUCUUUGCUCUUCUGAUUCACAUAUUGUCAGCUCCAUUUUACGGUUUGUGUCUCUUCAGAGCUCUGCUGGCAGAAAAGCAGUGGGCUCGAAGUGUAGUUCAAAACUUGAAUUAGAUGCAGACUAAAAGGUAUCUGGUUAGGCAGCAAGAUAAGCUUUAGUCGUUAAUUGACCACUCGCUCUAUUUCUCUGGAAGGGAUUGUUUGGCUUAUUCGCUUGCUUUAUGUGUCUCAACGUUCAUGUUCUCUCUUUUCACAGAUUAGUUGUUCAGGAAAUUGGCAAGCAGCCAUUAUGUUGCAGACUUUUGCUGUUAACAGCAGAAGAAUGUGUAGUUGAUUGCACUUCGCAGAAUUUUCCUCUGAGAUUUGGAUUGGUGCACUUGAUGCUUGAUUGAUGGAUGCUUAUCAUGCUGGUGAAUAUCUUGGUGGAAUGAGUUGAUGCCACAGUCAGUCUUUGUUGUAAUACUGGUGAACUAUAGUAAAUGCCACUUCCAGUUUUUAUGCGUAGUCAAGUAACCCCGGUGUAAUUUUGGUGUCAGUUUGCUAAUGUAAAAGCAAUGAACAUUGCAAUUCUUCUGUGUCCAAGUUCUCGAUAGCGAACACGACACCAGGUUAGAUUAUGGGAUAACUGUGAUUCAAUAGGAUUGCUUCCAUUUUAUCAAUUCACAAUAACUGUAUGACACUAAGCGGUCGUUUGGAAGUUGUGAUUGUUUUGUUGAGAUUGUCAUUAUGCAUGUAUUGUUUACAAUGCAUUGUUUUUUUAACAGAAAUAAUAUAUGGAUUGUUUCUGU
This is a messenger RNA of Linum trigynum, 4185 nucleotides long. NCBI's taxonomy places the organism in Eukaryota, Viridiplantae, Streptophyta, Magnoliopsida, Malpighiales, Linaceae. The record is from the annotation of a GenBank genome assembly.